AUGGCUCCUUCUCUGAUGUUGGGUGUUGCUGAUGUCUUGUGCUGCUUGGGGUAUCAAAAGAAAACACGCGCCCAUUUGGCCGUCGAAGUGAAUCUACCAUUAAGAGAAAUCAGCAUCAACUACCCGGCCAGCAUCUUCAGCGCGGUUCAGGCCAGAAGAUUCGCAGAACUGCUCUCAAAGACCAUCUCGGAGCUCAUCGAGAAUGCAGGCCAGCGCCUAUGUGAUUUGAAUUUGCUCCCAGCCACCGACGCGCGCAAUAUCGCGGCUUGGAACGAUCGAGACCUAGGCUCCUACGAUGUCUGCCUCCAUAAUGAGAUAUGCAAACGAGUAGAAGAAUUGCCUGAGAGCCCUGCAAUCUGCGCCUGGGACGGUGAUUUAACCUACCGCCAGCUAGACGUCCUUUCAUCUCGUGUUGCUUGGAAGCUUCAUGAAGUUGGCGUAGAUCCAGGAUCGUCCACUGUGGCCUUUUUGUUCCGCAAGUCAAAGUGGUCGGCUGUCUGUUUGCUCGGUAUCUUGAAGGCUGGUGCAGCUGCUGUGGCCCUGAAUCAUGACCAUCCGGAAGAGAGACACAGGUAUAUUCUGCAGACUACCGGGGCGAUCGUCCUGCUUGUUGGCAAAGAUCUGGAAGACUCCUUGGAGAUACCACUUGACAGGUCACUCACAAAGCUAGCCGUCUAUGAUUCUCUGUUUGACAGCGACUUGUCCGAACCAGACCGUGCCGGGACAUUCGUUUCGACCAGUGUUAAGCCAGAGGAUGCUGCGUACAUUCAAUUUACCUCUGGCAGCAGUGGUACGCCCAAGGGAAUUAUAAUGGAACAUCGUACCUACAUGGCAAACGCAAUCUCCCAGAUCGAAGCAUACCAUAUAAACAAGGAGUCUAGGGUUCUCCAAUUCGCAAGCCAUAGUUUUGAUGCUUUUUUGACCGAGGUUGUCACAACACUGCUCGCAGGAGCCUGUGUCUGCAUCCCCUCUGAAGAGAGCCGCUUCAAUGACCUGUCAGGAGCCAUAAGUGACUUCCAGGUCAACUGGAUGGGCAUGACACCGACUCUUGCUAGGACACUGACACCAAAGAAUGCCCCCACCCUAAAAACUCUUGCAACAUGGGGGGAGGUGACCAGUGACGAUAUCAUUGAGGCCUGGGCAGACGAAGUCGACCUAUUCAACCUCUAUGGUCCAUCGGAGAACUCAGUUGGAGCAACAGCUCAUUUGCUAUCCAAAGGAAUCCGAGAUCCUAGCCACCUGGGCAAACCUAUUAAAGCAGUUAAUGCGUGGAUUGUUCGAAUCGAUAACCGGGAAAGGCUUGCACCUAUCGGGACUGUCGGUGAGCUUGCUCUACAAGGCCCAACGGUUGCCAGAGGAUACCUGCAGAAUGAUACCCUAAAUGCCGAUUCGUUCAGAAACUGUAUACCGUGGAUGAAAAAUGAAGCUAGACACCAGAGAAUCUACUAUACAGGUGACCUUGUUCGAUAUAUAGCUGACGGUAGCUUGGAGUUUCUUGGUCGUCGAGACACCCAAGUCAAGAUCCGAGGUCAUCGGAUAGAGCUUGGUGAGAUUGAAUAUCACAUAAAUCAAGUACUCUGUGGGUCGAAUUUUGGCUCAGUGGUAGAAAUAGUUUAUCCUUUAUACCGCCAAUGUCAACCGAUGCUCAUUGCAUUUCUGGAUGCACGCAGUGAUUGUAUCACUAUGCCAACGCAUGAUCUAUUGCUACCUGCAUCUGAUAGAUCCAGAGCUAGAGCAACUGAGAUUGAAGAAUAUUUGACUAAGCGUCUACCGACACACUUUAUCCCUUCACUAUAUUUACCCCUGGCAUACAUACCAACGAAUGCAUCUGGAAAGGCAGACAGAAAAUUGCUCAAAGCAGCCUGCGAGCUUCUGUCAGAGUCGGAUUUCCUGACGUAUUCAUCUCAGGCUAAACCAAAGACCGCACCCCAGACAGAAAUUGAAGCUAAAGUAGCUUCUCUCUGGGCGGACUUACUCGGUGUCGAAGUGAAUAACAUUGGCAGAGAAGAUAGCUUUUUCUGGUUGGGUGGAAAUUCCAUCCUUGCUAUGAGAUUUGCUGUGGCAGCUCGCAGCGAAGGCCUUCAGGUCACUGUGGCUGAGGUUCUUUCGAAUCCACGACUGAACCAAAUAUCUGAUAUUCUAGCAAAGCAGAAUCAACACCCACAGCCAGAUGGUAGCCCACUAUAUGAACCCUUCUCCGCCUUGCCUAUUAGUCUAGGCAAAGAUUUUAUCUCCAAAACAGUAGCUCCCCGCUUGGGUGUGGACGUUAAUGACAUACAGGAUGCUGCUCUAGCUACGGAUUAUCAGAUUGAGAAUCUUGCCUGGUCUUCCCUGAAGACCCGUGGUGGUACAAAUUAUAUUACAUUUGACUUCUCUACAACGGGCGUUACGGCUGUCAAUCUCCAAGAAGCCCUGGAAAGGCUGAUACUUUAUCACGAUAUCUUGCGGACGGUUUAUUUGGUAUUCAAGAGAAAAGUCUACCAAGUCACGCUGAAGCAACUUUCAGUUGAUAUUAUACAUUGCAUGUAUACCAAGGAUGUUUCUCAGGCUACCUCAGACGUUGUGGAAGCAGAUACUCCCAUGCCAGUUGAAAUUUCUCGCUCACUUCUCAAAUUUUGGCUAAUUCGUGGUCUUGAUGGAAGAGUCCAACGUAUGGUUAUGCGUGCAUCUCACUUGCAGUAUGAUGGAGUGAGCCUCAUACGUCUAUGCAGGGAGCUUGGUUCUGCGUUUCAUGGUCAGGAACUAUACCCAACUACUUCAUUCUUUGCGUACUCUCACUUUGCUGCAACACAUAGUGAGGAUUCUGCAAGAGCUUUCUGGAGCAAGACGCUGGCUGGCUCUGCCAUGACUUCCAUUUUCCGCCACACCAGCAUCCCUUGGAAAUACGUGCUUGAUGGGCAAGUUGAUAUCAUGAUCGAUACUAGUGCUGUUCGUUCGGACUCCGAGAUAACUAUCGGCACUAUAAUAAAGGCUGCGUGGUCUCUGGUUCUGGCAGAAAUGUCUGGCAGCGAUGAUGUCGUUUUUGGCUCCGUUAUAUGGGGUCGGAACGCCAUGUACCCAGGAAUCGAGCAUGUAGCAGGAGCCUGCAUAGACAAUAUCCCGGUUCGAGUUCGCCUUGGAGACAAUAUGACACGGCGACAGCUCCUAGAACAAAUACAAGGACAGUACUUUGAAGCCGUCAGCUUCGAAAAUUUCCAAUACAAGCGGAUUGUAGAAGAAUGUACUGACUGGCGGCCAUGGGAGAGACUUAGCACUUUGGUGGAGUACGAAAACCUCGGCGAGGAAACCACCAGCUUCAAGCUGGAUGAGACGCAACGCUUUACGGUUGAUGAGAUCCGGCCCCCAGCGGAUCGGCAUGACAUCACGAUAUUCAGCACACCUGUUGGACCAGAAAAGACAUUUAUUGCUCUCGAUUUUUGCAAAGAUACCAUCCCCGAGUCUCUAGCACAAAAGAUGCUAACCCGCAUGCUGGAGCAUAUCCGUGGCUUCCAUGACAAUAUCGAUGACCCACUCCAGCUUGCUACAGCAGAUAUUAUGAAGUUACCUUCUAUCCCCAUGCUACUCCCUGACACCGUUUCUCAAAGUGACAUGGAUCCAGUAAGGCUACAAUCAUCUCAUGCUGUCAUAUUUUCCUCCCAGGAGUUUCGCGAGAGUCAGAAGUUGUUUGUAGAGGAAGCUUGGGCUGAUGCUUUGGGUUGUCAGCCAGAGCAGCUGGCCAUAUAUUGGACAGAGAGAACUCCCUUUUACAAUGUGUGGGGCAAUCUCAUUGCUGCCUUUGGUAUUUCAAAAAGGUAUCAAGGAAACGGGAUAUCUGUCAGUAUGGAGCAAGUGCUGGAGAACCCUGACAUGCAGUCUCAGGCGGCAUUGCUCAUAAACAUAGCCAGUAGCUAG
Molecule: messenger RNA, 3891 nt
Organism: Trichophyton rubrum CBS 118892
Lineage: Eukaryota; Fungi; Ascomycota; Eurotiomycetes; Onygenales; Arthrodermataceae
Exons: 1
Coding region: 1-3891 (1296 amino acids)
Biological process (GO): secondary metabolite biosynthetic process; amino acid activation for nonribosomal peptide biosynthetic process
Cellular component (GO): cytoplasm
Molecular function (GO): phosphopantetheine binding; catalytic activity
Source: RefSeq, a predicted model, not a curated record